Cylindrotheca closterium is the source of this 1803-nucleotide messenger RNA. The record is from the annotation of a GenBank genome assembly. NCBI's taxonomy places the organism in Eukaryota, Bacillariophyta, Bacillariophyceae, Bacillariales, Bacillariaceae.
AUGAAAGGCUUCAGUGCCUCAUCUCUUCUUGUGCUUUCGUCACUCACAGUAGCUCCUGCAUUGAAUGCCAACUUGAUAUUGGGUCGAAGUAAACGCGUGCAUGCGACUCCUGUUCCUCAUCACCCGUUUGCACCCAUGAAGGGUACACCGAUAGUUUGCUCCGCUUCCAAUACUUCCUUGGAAAUGAAGUGGUCUAAAACAAGCAGUGUCACGGACAGUAUGAAACGCGGAAAUCUGAAAUUUUGGUUGCGCAAGAGCGCUUUUGCAUUCGUUGCUCUCACAAUGUUGAGCCCUGGAUCAGCCGUUGCAGCAAAGGCGGCGGAAACAGUUGAACACCUUCACACUGGUCAAAAAAUAGCAAACUUCUUUAUGGGGUUUGGAUUGCCGAAAUGGGCAGUUUUGUCCAUUAUCUCCGCAAUGCCUGUUGUCGAGCUCCGAGGGGCUGUACCAGUUGGCGUCUGGCUUGGCAUGCCCAUUGCUCAAGUUCUUCCCAUCUGCGUCCUCGGAAAUAUGACACCGAUAGUGCCCCUAUUAUUCAUGUUGCGAAAUGAUAGGCUCAAGAAGCUUAUGGCCCCAAUCUUGAAUCGCGCAGAAAAAAAAGCUUUUGGGCUAGGCGUUGGAUCUCUUGAAAAACAAUGGGUCUCACUAGCAACUUUUGUAGGAAUUCCAUUACCCGGAACUGGUGCAUGGACCGGCGCAAUGGGAGCUUUUCUAUUGAACAUGCCAACAGCUUUGGCUUUGACUUCAAUCUUUGCUGGGGUGGUGUCUGCUGGACUUAUUAUGAGCAUAAUCACACUUGCAGGAAAGAAAGGUGGAUUGGCAGCAAUCGGUGUCCUUCUCGCACUUGCAGCAAAGGAACUUUUUUCAUCGUCGAAACAGGAUUUCUUGGAGGCCGAGCCAUAUUGGGAUCAGUCGUCUGUACCUGUAAAUACGUAUAAGAACAAAGCUCCUUUCAGCGGGAAAAUUAUUUCCACCAAGCGCAUCGUUGGACCAAAGGCAACAGGAGAGACCUGCCACAUCAUCAUUGACCACGGCGGCGACUUCCCCUACUGGGAAGGGCAAUCUUGGGGAGUUAUUCCACCAGGUAAUCGCGAGAAGGAUGGAAAGCCCCACUCUGUCAGACUUUACUCCAUUGCUUCUUCUAGAUAUGGCGACGACAUGACCGGAAGUACUGGUUCUCUUUGCGUCCGCCGUGCUACUUAUUGGUGCCCAGAGCUCAAAGGUAAUGACCCAGCCAAGAAGGGAGUUUGCUCCAACUUUUUGUGUGACACCCAACCUGGUGAUGAGAUCAAGAUGACUGGACCAGCAGGAAAGGUUAUGCUGAUGCCUGAAGAAGACCCUGCUACUGAUUACAUCAUGGUUGCCACCGGAACUGGAAUUGCCCCAUACCGAGGCUUCAUCCGCCGUUUAUUUUUCGAGAAGACCCCUGCUGCCGAGGCUUACAAGGGAGAAGCCUGGUUGUUCCUUGGUGUUGCCAACUCUGACGCUUUGCUGUAUGAUGAUGAAUUCCAAGAGGCCAAGAGCAACUUCCCCGAAAACUUCCGUUUGGAUUAUGCUCUUUCUCGUGAACAAACGAACAAGUCUGGUGGUAAGAUGUACAUCCAAGACAGAGUUGAGGAGUACGCCGACGAGGUUUUUACCAAGUUGGAGAACGGUGCCCACAUCUACUUCUGCGGUUUGAAGGGAAUGAUGCCUGGAAUUCAAGACAUGCUGAAGGGUGUUGCGGAGAAGAAGGGGAUUGAUUAUGAAGAGUGGCUAAAAGGCUUGAAGAAGAACAAGCAAUGGCAUGUUGAGGUGUACUAG